Molecule: messenger RNA, 2409 nt
Organism: Lacerta agilis (Sand lizard)
Lineage: Eukaryota; Metazoa; Chordata; Lepidosauria; Squamata; Lacertidae
Gene: GJA10
Product: gap junction protein alpha 10
Exons: 4
Coding region: 104-1681 (525 amino acids)
Biological process (GO): cell communication
Cellular component (GO): connexin complex
Source: RefSeq, a predicted model, not a curated record
CUGGGAUUUCCUAUCAUAGCUACUAAACUAGACCAGGGUCUGAUAUGUUUAUAAUACUUGAAGAGGCUUAUGAGCAAGAGAAUUACUAUUAAGGGAUGAGCCCAUGACUAUGGGGGACUGGAACUUGCUGGGCAGCAUCCUAGAAGAAGUACACAUCCAUUCUACCAUAGUGGGCAAAAUCUGGCUCACCAUCCUUUUCAUAUUUCGAAUGCUAGUUCUUGGUGUUGCAGCUGAAGAUGUCUGGGAUGAUGAGCAAGCAGAGUUCAUUUGCAACACAGAGCAGCCUGGCUGCAGCAAUAUCUGCUAUGACAAAGCUUUUCCCAUCUCCCUGAUCCGUUACUGGGUGCUACAGGUAAUCUUUGUUUCAUCUCCUUCCCUCGUUUAUAUGGGUCAUGCCCUUUACAGACUCCGGGCCCUUGAGAAAGAGAGGCAGCGGAAGAAAGCUCACCUCAAAGCACAGCUGGAAGAGAUUGAGCUUAUAUUGGAAGAACACAGGAGAAUAGAGAGGGAAUUGAGGAAGCUGGAAGAACAAAAGAAAGUAAACAAGGCACCCUUGCAAGGGGCAUUGCUGUGGACCUAUAUUCUGCAUAUCCUGACCCGGUCAGUCUUAGAAGUGGGUUUUAUGGUGGGUCAGUAUCUUUUAUAUGGGUUUCAAAUGUAUCCACUUUAUAAAUGCACUCGCCCACCAUGUCCUAACACUGUGGAUUGUUUUAUAUCUAGACCAACAGAGAAAACUAUCUUCAUGGUUUUCAUGCACAGUAUUGCAGCAGUUUCUCUCUUUCUGAAUGUUUUAGAGAUUGUCCACUUGGGGAUAAAGAAGAUUAAAAAGACCCUUUGUGGGACGCUCAAGGAGGAGCUUGUAGCCACUGAUAAUGAUGUUAACUUUUCCAAAAAAAAUUCAGUGAUACAGCAGAUUUGCAUCAUGUCUAACUCGUCUCCCCAAGGCAGUUUUAAAUUUAUGCCAGACCAGCAAGUUGGGCUGCCAGCUUACUUGGCUCCUGAGGAAGGAUUCACACCUGCUGAACAAAACCAGAACCCAAUAAAUGCAGAACAACAAUGGUGCAGCAACCAGAGAAGCAGGCCAAAUCAGCACCAGGGUCAACUCCACCAUCUCUGCAGACAUCUAGAACAUCCUAAUGAGUGUGAUCAGCACCACAGACAGCUCCCCAGGCACCUCCAAAAUCUCAUAGGUCAGCGGCAUGAUUAUCAACAACAGAAUGAGUCUUCCAGCAGUGAGGAUGUCCAGAAGCCGUCACAGCAGGGCACCAACAGCUAUCGAAAGAAUGAACAGCAUCCUCUAGAACAUUCCAAGAAUCCUCAAUAUGGUCCUAAAGCUUGCAUUAUCUCCAGUCAUAUGGACAGCCCUCAAGGCAUUCUUCGAAAGCAUAGCCGGGCACUCAGCUGCAAGGACUUAGGAACUGAUCGUUGUGACUCUCCAGACAGCGGGCGUCAUCAGAACCGCAAGUCUAGCUUUUUGUCCAGGGUCUUGUCAGAAAGCCAGCUGGACACAGACUCAGACACCUCAGACUCGCGGAAUGGCUCUGGCUCAGAUGCCAAACACAGAGAUGAUAGCAGUCUUCCUAACACACCACCACUUCCUUCCGCAAUGGGACGCAGAAUGUCAAUGGCAAGUAGACCCAAGCGACCUUCCUUCUAUACCCUGCUAGUAAUGUGCUACUAGAACUAUCAUCUAUCAUGAAAAAAUAAUGCUUGCUUAGCAGCACUACCAAACCACAGCAUCAAACCCCGAAACCUGAAAUAUGAAGGUUAAAAGCAGUUCUCUCCCCUCCUCCUAGACCCUAGCAAAUAUGCUGCUUCAAGGUGGACAGCUAUGGAUAUGGAAUCUGUUAUUUCUGACCGACACAUGCAUCUUGGCAGCUGCACGUGUGAUCCAAAAGCCUCUUUCAAAACGCUCCCAUUUCCUCUCAUGUGCAACUACUAGGAGCUGUUUAGUGUGUCCAGCUGCUAUAAAACAGCAUUCUUUUGUUCCUGGGAGAAGACUAUGGGGAAGAUACACAUCUUGAUUUGUAGGACUGCCACACUGCUAUCCAGCAGGAGCCCCGGUACACAACUUCAAGUCUGGCGAGAUACAAAACAUCUGUAAGGGUGGGCUUGGCAGACGAGACUGCUUUCUGAAAGGCUCUCUUCCCUGCCCACCUCUGUACGCCCCAGGAAUCAAUGAAUAAAAGAUGAAAGCAGCAUGCAGUAAGUUUUUAGUUCAAUGCUGCAGGUUAACAAAGAAGUCUGAAUCCACCUCAAAGACGCACAGCUACCUCCCUCCCCAGACCUUUGGCAUGCUGAAUCUUAUGAUCUUGAAGGAAUUGUCAGCAUUACCUUGUUACUUGCCUGUUUCUCCAAAUUUUAAUAAACACAGGCUGAAAGCUUUUUUUAGAAAACAAAACAUGAUAU